GAAUAAUAACAAUAAUAAUGAAAGACUAAUAAUUAUAAUAUAAAACAAUGGUUAAGCAAACUAUUCAAAUCUUUGCACGUGUGAAACCGACAAAGAAACCCACCUCGGGGUACUUUGUGGACUGUGAGGAGCAAGGCAGUAGUUUGGAGUUUGUUGUUCCCAGAGACUUGGCGGAUGGUUUUAUCAACAAUAAGAGGGAAAACUACAAUUUCAGGUUUCAGAAGGUUUUUGACCAAACAGCUAAUCAAGAGGAAAUCUUUGAGACCAUUGCAAAGCCUGUUGCUGAUAAUGUGCUGGCAGGUUAUAAUGGCACCAUCUUUGCCUAUGGCCAGACCGGAAGUGGGAAGACCUUUACAAUCACUGGAGGUGCAGAGCAUUAUAAUGACAGAGGGAUCAUUCCCAGAACUCUUUCUUACCUUUAUCAUCAUAUCAGCAAGGACAGCAGUAUGGUCUAUACAACCCACAUUUCUUACCUGGAAAUCUACAAUGAGGCCGGCUAUGAUCUGCUGAAUCCCCAACAUGAAGCAUCUCGUCUGGAGGACUUACCGAGGGUGACAAUAAUGGAAGACUCAGACCAGAACAUUCACCUCAAGAACCUGUCGUUGCAACAGUCGGCCAAUGAAGAGGAAGCUUUGGAUUUGCUUUUUUUAGGAGACACGAAUCGUAUGAUUGCAGAGACUCCCAUGAACGAAGCUUCUACACGGUCUCACUGCAUCUUUACCAUUCACCUGUGCAGCAAAGAGCUGGGCUCAGCCACGGUACUGUGUUCGAAGCUCCACCUGGUGGACCUGGCUGGGUCUGAAAGAGUGGGAAAGACAGGUGUGGGAGGUCAAAUCCUAAAAGAAGCUAAAUAUAUUAACCUCUCCCUGCACUACUUGGAGCAGGUCAUCAUAGCCCUGUCGGAGAAGAAUAGGUCCCACAUCCCCUACCGCAACUCCAUGAUGACCUCUGUGCUUAGAGACAGUUUGGGUGGUAACUGCAUGACCACCAUGAUCGCUACUGUGUCUGUGGAGAUGAGGAACAUUGCUGAGUCUAUGUCCACCUGUCGUUUUGCUCAGAGAGUGGCUUUGAUUAAGAAUGAUGCUUUGCUUAAUGAAGAACUGGAUCCUGCUCUGCUGAUUGUCCGUUUGAAGAAGGAGAUUGAGUCUUUGAAGGAAGAGCUGGCUCUAGUGACUGGAGAACAAAGAAGUGACAAGUUAAACCAAGAAGAGAUCCAGAAGUUGGAAGAGCAGGUAAAUGUGUAUCUGGAAGACCCUGACAAUGAAGUAACAUUAGACCUGGGGCCUGAUAUGAGGAAAAUCCACUUUUGUUUCUUUCUGCUAAAGGUACGAAUGACUGAGAAGCACUGUUCUGGCAGCAGUCCUCCUUUAAAUGGCAUGUCUGAUGGAGAGGACAGGAAAUCACAUGCUGAACUCCAAAAGCUGCGGGACACCGUGACCCACCGUGAUAACGAGAUCAGUAUAUUAGUGAGCAUGCUCAAGAGAGAAAAGAUGAAAGUUCAAGAUGUUACUUCCCAGCUGGCACAGUUACACAAUCCAAACACAUCAACCUGCAGUUCAUCACGGUCACCCACAGCCCUACAGGCGGAGGAGAAUGAAAAAUGCGACACCUCUCUUGAUUACAAACAUGCUCAUCAUUUGAUAACCAGAAAAAGGGUGCCGGAAUUAUCUGUUGGUAAGCAGGCUGCAUUUGAAGUCUUUCUGAGGGACCAUGAAGACCGUUUAACAAUUGAAGAUAACAGGGCUGUCCUGCAACAAAGGUUUGUUGAAGCUAAGACACUUGGUGAGCAAGUUAACCAGAUCAGGAUCAGAGUCAAUGAACUGAAGACCCAGCUGAAAAUUAGACGAAAGCAAAUGGCAGCCCAAGUCUUAACAGGAAACCAAACAGAAUCAGAGUCAGACUCUGUUGAGGAGAGAAUCCUUAACCAGAUAGAGGAGCAGAAGAAAAAUUACAAGAUCACAUCUGGAUGUUUAAAAGGGUUGAGGACAGAGAUUGAACAUCUACAGCUGUUGCGUGAAAAGUCAAAAGUGAAACUCCAAAGGGACUUCGAGAAUUGGUGGAUCCAGGAGGGUGCUAGACUACAGGGUUACAGCGCAGAGAACACAGGAAGCAGUCUAAGUCACGUCAGCCCUCUCAGCUGCAUGUUAACCAGGAACAAUAAUCCAAAAGGUGAUGACACUGAUCCUCACGAGAGAAGUCAAAGAAAAAGAGAUAUGAGAGAGAGAGCCUUGCCCUCAGCUGACCUCUCAUUUGCCUCUAUUCCUUUAACUGGAGAUAAACAGACUGAUGCCGAGAUACAGGCUUUCAUCAGAGCCAGACACAACCUGCUCAACAGCACAGGCAGACGAUCUGACGGUAGCUGCGUGGAUCUUGGACUGCCUGGUGAAAAUCUCAGCAUGGAUAAAAGACCAUCACCUGCAACUCAAUCUACAGAACUACUUGUCUUCUUAGCUGACUAUUCAGCAUAAUUUCACCGUCUCGCAAGGCUCAUCAACAAUAAUUCCAUCCAGAUCGUCCAAAAAUCGUGGGUAGUUUUUGAAGACCAGCUGACAGUCAGAGACCACAUUGCAAAGUCAGCACGGUCAUACAGGUU
This is a messenger RNA of Rhinichthys klamathensis goyatoka, 2593 nucleotides long. Its product is annotated as kinesin-like protein KIF6. Bases 48 to 2468 code for a protein of 806 amino acids. NCBI's taxonomy places the organism in Eukaryota, Metazoa, Chordata, Actinopteri, Cypriniformes, Leuciscidae. Gene Ontology annotation, biological process: mitotic spindle organization; microtubule-based movement. The record is from RefSeq and is a predicted model, not a curated record. The transcript is spliced from 23 exons. Gene Ontology annotation, molecular function: microtubule binding; ATP binding; microtubule motor activity.